UGGAGGAGGGCAAAGAGGUUCAGAGCAGGGCUGUUCUGCAUUCUUUCGACCAGAUGGAUUAUCGUUACCCAGGGCAGGGAUCUGGACAGGACGGACACCUCUGAACGGAACGGAAAGGCACGGCGCUGUUACGGUCAGGUGACAGUAAGGGGGCGGUGCAUGUAUGGCUGAUGGACAGGUGUUUCGACUAAUUAAAGGACAAUGCUGGCACGGAACCGCUUCAUCCUGGUGUUGGUGGUGGGGGCACUGCUGGCCGUGCUGAGUUUCAGUCUGCAGCAUUUGCACCUGAUUCCGACCAAUCCAAUGGCGGAGCAAAGGUCACAAGGUAAAAGCAGGAAGCGUGUGAAUCCAGUUCUCCAUACAGAUCCACCCGCCCCAGACCCCAUCCGAGACACCCACCAGUACUGCAAUUACCCAAAUCUCACUGAGCACGGUUGGGAGGGUCACAGUCCGCCUGACUAUAAGCUGCUGUCAGUCCAGGUGAUGAUUCGCCAUGGUGACCGUUUCCCACUGUACUCCAUCCCCAAAACCAAGAAGCCUGCCAUAGACUGCACCCUGUCAGACAAGAGAAAACCCUCACAUCCCCUCUUGACCUCCUUCAUUAGUCACAUGGCACUGGGUGGGCGUGGCCACUGGGACACAUCACUUGGAUCUCUACCCCGAUUACCCAAUCACAGCAGUUGCGAGAUGGGCGAGCUUACCCAGACAGGUGUCAUACAGCACUUGAAAAAUGGCGAUCAUCUUCGUCAGGCCUACAUCAAGCGUCACAAUCUGCUGACUGCUGAUUGGUCACCACGGCAGUUGUGGCUGGAGACUACAGGUAAAAGCCGCACUCUCCAGAGUGGAUUGGCUUUCCUGUUUGGUUUCUUGCCUCAUUUUGAUUGGUCACGGCUGACGGUUAGGCAGCAGUGGAGUACGCUGUUCUGUGGUUCGUCCUGCGACUGUCCCGCACGGAACCGGUACCUGGACCAGGAGCAGCGCAGGCAGUAUCGCCAGAGGACUGCAGACACGGAACUCGAACGCACAUACGUUGCCAUGGCGAAAACUCUGGGUGUGGCAACAAAGACUUUGAGGGCGGCCAAUCCGGUGGACGCACUGUUAUGUCACUUUUGCCACGGCCUUCCGUUUCCCUGCUCAAGCACACAGACUAUAGCAAACGCUCCGGCUGAAGGGGCAUGUCUUACGCUACAGCACUUUGCAGUGAUUCGCCGGCAACAGAAAGAUGACGAACUGGAGCGAAGGGAGGCGGGGCUUUACCGCCGUUACGCAGUGCUCGCAGCACAUCCGUACCUCAACCGUACUGCGGCACGCUUGGAGAGGAUCGCUAGAGGUAGCCAGACACGCAAAGGCAAGGAAGAUGCGAUCUUUGCUUUAGCUUCUGCCCAUGACGUAACUAUGGCUCCGUUGCUAAGCGCACUGGGUCUGGAAGGGGCGGGAUUUCCGAGAUUUGCUGCACGGCUGGUGUUCGAGCUGUGGAAUAGCCCGGAAGGUAAAGACAAAGGGAAAAAUGAGAAAAUGAGUGAUAGAAAAAGAGGAAAGGGGUUGGACAAAAUGUUUAUUCGUGUUCUCUAUAACGGAGAAGACUUGACCUUUGACACUGCCUUCUGCCGCGAUCACAAUCGGCAUUCUGCUCAGCCACUGUGCCCUCUAGGUAAUUUCCUGUCUUUUGUGAGAAAGGAUAUGUUUAUCUUUGUUAAUGCUACAAGUUAUGAGCAGGCCUGCCACCAAACUGUACUGUAACAUAUGAAAUCGAGUGAGUGAGAGAGAAGCACAUUAAAAGAGAAUGAGUAAAACUUGAAGAGAUAAAUGGGUGAAUUUCAUGAAAACAUGCCUAGGUCAUAUUUCACCCCAAAAUAAAUAAAUAAAUAAAUAAAUAAAUAAUAAUAAUAAUAAUAAAAGAAAUGAAAAUUAUAUAAAGCAUUAAAGGAAUAGUUAACCCAAAAAUUUAAAUUAUCAUCAUUUACUCACUCUCAUGCCAUGCCAGAUGUGUAUGACUUUCUUUAUUCUACAGAACUCAAAUGAAGAUUUUUAGAAGAAUAUCUCAGCUCUGUAGGUCCAUACAAUGCAAGUGAAUGGUGGCCAGAACUAUGAAGGUCCAAAAAGCACUAAAUAGCAUUAUAAAAGUAAUCAAUACGACUCCAGUGGUUUAAUCCAUGUCUUCUGAGGCAAUAUGAUAGGUGUGCUUGGGAAACAGAUCAAUAUUUAAGUCCUUUUUUACUAUAAAUAUCCACCAUUCUUCUUUUGUUUUUUUGGCGAUUCACAUUCUUUAUGCAUAUCACCACCUACUGGUUGGGGCUUGUCAAAGGUGGAGAUUUAUAGUAAAAAAGAACUUAAAUAUUGAUCCGUUUCUCACCCACACCUAUAAUAUCUCUUCUGAAGACAUGUAUUAAACCACUGAAAUCUUAUGGAAUGCUUGUAUUUAUGGAUUACUUUUAUAAUCAUCAUUUUAUGCUAUUAUAUUUAUUUUUGGACCUUCAUUUGGCCCCUAUUCACUUGCAUUGUGAGGACCAACAGAGCUGAGAAAUUCUUCUAGAAAUAUUUGUUUGUGUUCUGCAGAGGAAAGAAAGUCAUACACAUGGCAUGGGGGUGAGAAAAUGAUGAGAGAAUUUUCAUUUUUGGGUGAACUAUCAAUUAUAAGUUGAAUGAAGCAUAUUUUUAUGACCAUAAGAUUAUGACCCAAGUCUCAUUAAAACUUACAUUUGAGUAGUUCUUUUUUUCUCACUUCCAUUAUUCUUUAUUAGGAGUAAAACAUUACUAUAAUACAAUAAUUAAAAUAAAUAAGUAAAUAAAUAAAAAUCAGUUUAUUAGAAUUACAACACUAAACUGAUGUAUAAACACUACACAAUGUAAAUAAUAUAUUGUUAUUGCAUUACAGCAAUGAGAAUUAUUAUUAUUAUUUUUUUUUUUUGUGCAUUACGUUAAUUAAAAUGGUGGGAGGGAUAUGCUUCACAGUGCAAAAAAGGUCCUCAAAGGAAUAUUCCAUGUUCACUAAAAGUUAAGCUCAACCAACAGCUAAAAUUAAUUUCGACUUGUCCCUCCUUUAAAAAGAAAAAAUCUGGGUUACAGUGAGGCACUUAUAACGGAAGUCAAUGGGGUCAAUUCGUAAACAUUAAAAUACUCACUGUUUCAAAAUUAUAGCCACAAGAUGUAAACAAUAUGUGUUAACAUGAUUUUAGUGUGAUAAAAUCGAUUACAAACCUUUUCUGUGUAAAGUUAUCCAAUUUUACAACUUGGUAGUCAUGACGACGUAACACUAUAAACCUGUAAUCCCUGUAACUUUCACUAAAAUUACAAUUUAAACAACUUUACAACUCAAACAAUACACAAGUUUUAACAAAAUAAUUAAUGUAGUUUAUAUACACUUUUAUACACUUAUAAGCUUCACAUUUCUGACUUUAAACCCACCAAUUGGCCUUAUUCUUUUCCUCACUGUAAGUGCCUCACUGUAACUUCAAUUUUAGCUUCUUGAAAGAAAGGGUGAGUCAAAUGUAUUUAUUUAUUGUGGUAAUUAAUAUUAUGCCACAAAUGCUGUCGAUUGUGCUUAACUUUUAUUGAACCUGGAAUAUUCCUUUAAAAGUCCUUUAAGCGAAAUAUAUAUUUUUUUUAUUUAUUUCUUUGGGUUGAACUUUCUUUCUUGUUUCUGAUUUUGUUGAGUCAGACAUGUUUUUUACAGGUUUCAUGACAAGGCGAGAGUGAAAUAUAUUGCUAAUUUUAUGAGUUUUUGUUUUAGUAUUAAGAGGGUGGACCAAAUAAUUAUCCCUGCACAAAAAAUUGAUUUGGUACACUUUACUAAUCACAUAGAAUCAACUGACAAAGUCAGAUACUGAAAUUGUUUACAAUAAUCAUUGAGUAUAAAUGAGAUGUUAAGCUGUAGGCUUUGAUUUAAUGCACAUUUGGAUGAAGAUGGUGGUUUUAAUAAGGUGAGAUAUGACAUCAAGUACCCUUAAAAACCACCUGAAUCCAACACAAACACGCAUUCACUUGUUGAAACACCUCUUGCCUUUAUUCUGAGUCAGUGUAAUCCAGAAAACUGCACUGUCAUAAAGACAAUCCUAGUGGAUUCACUAGAUAGAAAUAUUGUAACAAUCCAUUUGUGUUGUGUUUGGAAUUUAGGGCACUUAGCCACUUUAUAGCAGAAUUCCUGCAGUUAUCAGGAAUAGGAUGUAUUUCCAUUGCUUGUCUCUUCCGUUACAUGUCCCAAACUAAAUUCCAUUCUGGACCAGUUGUGUUAAAGGGAUAGUUGACCCAAAAAUGUCAAAUCUGUCCUCAUGUUGUUCAAAACCAUUUGACUCUGUGGAACACAAAAGGAGACGUUACAGUAGGCAGAAUGAGGGAGUCAGUCACCAUUCACUUUCAUUGUAUGAAAGAGAUGCAAUGAAAGUGAAUGGUGACUGAGAUUAACAUACUGCCAGUCAUCAUCUCUGUUUUCCAAGGAAGUAAAUCAUACUGUAGGGACUACAUUAGGGUGAGUAAAUGAUGACAGAAUUUUAAUUUUGGGGUCAACUAUCCCUUUAAGAUCUCACUUGAAGAGUAUUUGACUGAAUUUCUUGUUGUCAUGUUUUGUUUCUCCCACAUUUUGUGUCCUCUUUUAGUUACUUUCGUUUAUUAUUAAAGGGAAAAUAAAGGAGUGAUGGUAUCUUUGUAUACUACAAAAAUGUAUUCUAACGAAAUUAUUUUGUAUCAUGAAUGAUGUUCUAAUGAUCAGUGUGUACUGCCACAUUCCAAACCUCGAAGCACAUUUUUCAAUAAAAACGUGAAACAUUUCCUCUAAAA
Molecule: messenger RNA, 4773 nt
Organism: Myxocyprinus asiaticus (Chinese sucker)
Lineage: Eukaryota; Metazoa; Chordata; Actinopteri; Cypriniformes; Catostomidae
Product: 2-phosphoxylose phosphatase 1
Exons: 6
Coding region: 202-1740 (512 amino acids)
Biological process (GO): glycosaminoglycan biosynthetic process; chondroitin sulfate proteoglycan biosynthetic process; dephosphorylation
Cellular component (GO): Golgi apparatus
Molecular function (GO): phosphatase activity
Source: RefSeq, a predicted model, not a curated record